Messenger RNA from Eriocheir sinensis (Chinese mitten crab), 1283 nucleotides. It is a transcript of the gene RfC38, whose product is annotated as replication factor C subunit 3-like. Gene Ontology annotation, molecular function: DNA clamp loader activity; ATP hydrolysis activity; DNA binding. Gene Ontology annotation, cellular component: DNA replication factor C complex; nucleus. Bases 143 to 1210 code for a protein of 355 amino acids. Gene Ontology annotation, biological process: DNA-templated DNA replication; DNA repair. Lineage: Eukaryota; Metazoa; Arthropoda; Malacostraca; Decapoda; Varunidae. The record is from RefSeq and is a predicted model, not a curated record. The transcript has 7 exons.
GCUGGGGAAAAAUCUCGUCAUCUGUGACAUCAAGAUCAAGAUCAAGAUCGUUAAUAGAUCAACAAGCCAAAGUGCGCGCGCUUUGUGAAGGCCACGGCGGUGUGACUUAUUUGUCCUUAUUUCUAGACGUACACGACAAAGCAUGAGUCUGUGGGUGGACAAGCACAGGCCCAAGGAGCUGAGUAAGCUGGACUAUCACCUGGAACAAGCGGCACACCUAAAAAAGCUGGUUGAGGGAGGUGACUUUCCUCACCUGCUGAUCUAUGGCCCCCCUGGUGCUGGCAAGAAGACCCGGGUAAUGUGUCUGCUGCGGGAGCUGUAUGGGCCUGGGGUGGAGCGCCUGAGGAUAGAACACCAGAACUUUCAGACUCCAUCCAAAAAGAAGCUAGAGAUUAUCACACUGGCAAGCAACUACCAUGUUGAGGUGAAUCCCAGUGAUGUUGGGAUAUAUGACACAGUGGUGGUGCAGGAGCUCAUCAAGACCAUUGCCUCUGUACAUCAGCUUGACACGUCUGGCCAGCGCGAGUUCAAAGUGGUGAUCCUGACUGAGGUAGACAAACUGACCAAGGAUGCCCAGCAUGCACUACGCCGGACGAUGGAAAAGUACAUGGCCACUUGCCGCCUGAUUUUGUGCACCAACUCGACCUCCAAGGUCAUCCCUGCCAUCCGCAGCCGUUGCCUCGGUGUGAGGGUGCCGGCACCAUCUGUGGAGCAGGUUGCUCAGGUGCUGCAGAAUGUGUGUAAGAAGGAGAGCCUGAUGCUACCUCCAGAGCUAGCAACCAGAAUGGCAGAAGCUUCUAACCGCAACCUGCGCCGUGCUCUGCUGCUGUGUGAAGCAACCAAAGUGCAACAAUAUCCUUUCAGCAAGCAGCAGGAUUUGGUGGUGCCAGAUUGGGAGGUGUACUUAAGAGACACUGCAGCCAAGAUUGUUGAAGAACAGAGUCCUAAGCGCCUCUUGGAAGUGAGGGAGAGGAUCUAUGAACUCCUGACUCACUGCAUCCCCUCAGAGAUCAUCUUCAAGGGCCUGUUACAAGAAUUGGUCAAGAAUUGUGAUGGUGAGCUGAAGUGCGAGGUGACAAGUCUGGCAGCUUUCCAUGAACACCGGCUUAAUCUGGGCUCCAAGGCCAUCUACCACAUAGAGGCAUUUGUAGCUGCCUUCAUGGCCCUCUAUAAGAAGUUCCUUGAGGAGAGCAUGUCCAGUAUGUUCUAAUUCUUUAGCUCUUCAUGUAGCUUUCAUGUGUAAAUGAAUAAUUGUGCUGCUUUGAAUAAAAUAUUUAAAAGUG